AUGUCUUCGCGCAAUGCCUCCUCCUCGUCCUCGGCCGCGACGCCGGGGUCUGCAAAGGGACCGAACUGGCCAAACCACCUACGACAUUUCAGCAAACAGAGCCAUGACCGCGCCCACGACCCCGCCUACCCAAAUUCACCCGGAGACACGGCUUCGAGCAACUCCACCCUCCGCGAACGUCCAUCUUCUCGCCUCUCGUCCCGCAUGCACGCUGACCGGCGAUGGACCGUCACGGUCAACGAGUCAUUUGCCCGUGAUGAGGUGCUGCUAAACCUAGAUCACAUAGGCGACGAUGUCCAACCCGGAAGCCUAGUGGCCAUCGACGUGGUUAAGGGGGAUUCAGAAAAGGCCGCCCAAAAUUCGCACCACCACAAGCCGGUGCAAGACCGCAAAGAGGGGGCUGCUGGAAAUUGCGCGGAGAAACGCUACAUAUGUGUGGCUAAAGAUAUGCCCAGGGAACUAAAGGCUCGUUACUCUUCUGUGGAAGUGUACGUCGCGAAACACAUCGCCGACGCCUUCGGCAUGAGGAAGGGUACCCAGGUUACCUUAACUCCCAUUGAUGCAAAACAUCCGGCCGUCGAAGCGUCCCACGUCGAGCUGUGCUUUAAGGACCAGUAUCUCUCGAGAGCCGACAUGUGGCGGAUGGCCGUCGGUGAAUUGGCCGAGAGGACGGUGUACAAGGGUCAAUUGGUGUUGUUUCUAGGCACGGUCAAGGCCCAGGUGACCGCUGUCUACGUGGAUGGGCGCAAGGCACAAUCAGCCUUCUUUGGACGGGAUACAAAACCCGUAUUCCGCAGCGAGUCAGCCCGUUAUGUGCUCUUCAUUCAGAUGGCUCGCGAGAUGUGGGACUUUGAUCCAGACGGCUCCGGCGAGAUCACGUUUAACAAGGUCGUCAAUGGUUUUCUACCUGCGUUGUUCAAGAAAUGGGCGGCCAUGCGGGUGAAGCAUCUCGUCACCAUCGUCCUCUUCGCCCGGGUCGAGUAUGAUACGGGUAUUUCUAACGAGCUCGCGUCUGCGACGGCUCAUCAUGAUUACUACACCGGUGUUCAAAGCGCCGAGGACCGCCGGCCGUACAAGGACUUUUACCGAGUUGUGGUUAGCGAGAUGGGUAGCGGUGAGUGGACCAAGAUUUUGCACCAGCUCAAGCGCGAGUUCAAUUAUUUCCGCAAAGAUAUCAGCACCUACCACCAAAAGGCCCUAGAUUCGCCCGGUUCUGACGGGGACUCCGCCGACCGAGAGGUGCUGUUGAAUGGGAUCAAAGCUCAAGCAUCGCGGGCCAUUCACGGGAACUUUCUCGAAGCCAUCAACAUGGCCUCGUCACUUUACGCCCACGACUACAUCGAUAGGGACCUCACAAGGACCGGCGUGUCAGUUGUCGUCAUCAGCCCUAGCCCCGGUGUCUUUGAGGUUGAGUACGAUGCACUCCGCCGUACCACGGAGGCGCUUGUCGGAAACGGAAUUGGUAUCGACUUGAUAUGCAUCCCCAACGUCCCGCUCCAUUCUGUGCCCCUUUUCCGUUAUCGCAAUCCGCACCAGGUUGGACAGCCGACUCGCAAGACCAAGGUGGACCUCAGCCAAGGAAGCACCCCCAAGCAGACCACUCUCACCUUUGGAAGUUACAACAGCAUUGCUGGUUCCUAUUCCCCGAGCAAAAAAAUGGAUGGUCAUCGUAACGGUGAAGCUCCCGGCCCACCAUCAUCUCAGGACGAGUGGGUGUCUGCCGUCCCCCAGUGGCUUCACGUUUCGUACUGGACAGGCGCCCAUGAAGAGGAACUAUCGUACCAAGGCAUUGCCUUAUCUGUGUCGGAUGCCACGCAAAGCCAAUGCGGCGACGAUUUCCCCAUCCGCUGCCGUAUGUACGACCUUCAAAUGAGAAGCGUGAUGGAAACGAAUGAGAUCGAAAUCAAACCCCUACACAUGGAUCACUGCUUCCCACUUGACGGAGUCCUCGCGAGUUCGGUUCCCAAACCUGAAUUUGACGCGGAAGGUCGUGUCAUUACAAGAAUUCAACGCCCUCCCGAAACUCUAUUCGAUCAUGUAUAUGGAUUCCAAAAGUUUGCCCCGGAUAGGUACAGCAAGCCUGGUGAGAAAUCGAUAUGGAAGCAACUGCAGGAGUACGAUGACUGCAGGGCACGCCGACCCACGCAUCGUGGCUCCAGGCCAAGACGGUCAGGAUUGGAGGAUACGAGCUUUCUAGGGACGUCGUUCGCAGCCCGCCGGCCCUCAACGGCUACUCAACAUACCCUCCCCGACCUUUCACCCUACCAUCGCCCGGCCUCCUCGGGAUUCAAGGGACCACCUCCGGUAAACCGCAAGAGCGUAAGCGUUGGAUCGAACAAGGCUGAUGCGAGAGCGACUUCAUCGUCAUCGUCUUCCUCGUCAACAGCGCUCAAGGCCCCAAAAUUCAUGCGUCAUAUCAGUCUAGGCAACCGAGGGUUUGGUAUUGCGGCACCUGUAGUAGCCACAGCGGAGGCUAGCAUGGAGAGUGUGGGGGCCUCCAAAACCCUCACGCCAUCUCGGAGCUCCCAAGAUUUGCGAGUGAGCCCGUCAAAAGCAAACCAACGCCCGUCAUCGUCUCGUGGUGUGUCGGGGACGCCGACGCCGACGCUCUCGCAGCCGGGACCACAGUUCCCAACUGACUCACCAAGCCGCCCCAUUGUGAUCAGGAAUUCUCACCUCGAACCUGCUGCCCACAUGCUAUCGGGUUCCAUUCUUGCAACCACGCUUCGCCCGGAACCCCCAGCGCAAGAUCGAGAUUAUCAGUAUUCAAACGCAAUUCGGGCGGAAGAUGCCAAGAAGGUCUACAAUUCGAAACUCCUUGCCGGAGCCAUCCCGGAGCUACCGUCUACCUUAUCUCCGAACACGGCCUUGUCACCUUGGCUCACGCUGAUCAACCCGUCAAAUCCGGAUACGAAUGAGGUGGACAUGGCCAUGCUGUACAGCCGCUGGCAGCACGUGUUCCCGAGGCCACAGGAGAUGAGAUUUAUGAAGUGGAAGAGCCUUUGUUCUCCGGCUUCCGUGCCCCUGACCUCGGAGUACUUCCCCUCAAAAACUCAGUUUGAAACUGAAUAUGAGCGUCGGCCGUACAAUGUGUCACAGAACUUCGACGAUGAACUUGAGGAAGAGCCGAGGUCGCGCGACGAACUCUUACGAGAGCUCGUUAGCCUCCGGUUCUCUCAGGGGUUCCAGAUUGUCGUGGGCCCCGCUGUCGCGAGAGCCUUUGGACAAAAGCAGAUAAAGGUUGCCGACAUUUUCUCGCGAGAUCGGGUGAUGGAGGACGGCUUCAGCAUUUUUAUGUCAGUUGGCAACACCAUCCAUCAGCUCUCGUGCGUCAAUGGUAGCGAGGUUGAAGUGAACAUUUUCGUCCGGAAACCAACCGACAUCUUCGCGCCGACCUACGGCCAGGGCCAUCGACAGCCAACAUACAGGCCGGCCAUUCGGACGUUACUAGACAGUUCCUACCACUCGAGCGAGUUUGACCUGAUUACACCGAGAGCGGAAAGGAAUUGGAACUACAUUGAUGCGUUCGUCGCGGGCCACAAUGACGAGUUGACGGAACAUCUCCGAUUCUGGCGAGCUCGGUUCGUUCUGAUCCCAAUGACUGGCCGACGAUCAUCGGUCACCGGAAAUGAAACGGGCGACAACGAAGAGGAAACUCGCAUUGAAGGCAUCCGGAAGCUUGCGCUUCUGUGGCAGAGACAUCGUUACGUACCACCCAACGAACGGCGGCUUCAUGGCUCUGGGGUUCGGCAAAAGAAGGACUUGAACCCCCUAAACAUCAUUUACAAAACUGAAGACCCAUCGGUGGUGAUUGCUGCCGAGUUGGAAACAUUGCCCUUGUUCGAGGGACUGGAUCGCAAGGGGCAACUGGUGAGGAAUCGCGAGCCGUUUUCCAAGAAGAACAUCAACUUGGCAGCACUUGCCGAGGCAAUGCAGCAGCCCGAGGAGAACGGGGGUGUUCGGAUGAAGAAUCGCAGGUGGCAUUUCCGAUGGCACUACAACUGCUUCAUUGGCUCAGAUAUGACAAGUUGGCUUCUGGAAAACUUUGACGAUUUGGAAGACCGUGAGGAAGCUGAAGCCCUGGGCAAACGUCUUAUGGUGGCAGAAGAGAAGGAGAAGGAGGGCAAAAAGGAUAGCGGGUUGUUUGUGCACGUCGAGAAAAGACAUCAGUUCAGGGACGGUCAGUACUUUUACCAGAUCAGUAGCGAGUUUGCGAAGCCACAACCGCAGGGCUGGUUCAACAACAAGCGGAGCCAAGGGUCAGUGCCUUCGACACCGAUAGGAGAGCAACCUCCGCGCGACACGCAGCAGAGCGUUUCUCGGCCUAGCUCGAUCCAUGAAGAGGAUUCGACAACCUCAGGCUCAAUCACGCCGACUGGGCUGCAGGGGGGGUCCGGGAACAAACCGAAGGUGGUCCUGAGUAAAGUGAUCAAGUACGAUGUGGACCACCGCAAGCGCUCGUACCGUCCCGAGAUCGUGGAAUUGCACUACGACAGGCUGCACAAUCCUGACAAUUGCUACCACAUCCGGGUUGACUGGAUGAAUGUGACGGCCAAGCUCGUCGAAGACGUGGUUGAGAACUGGGGGCGCGAGGCUGCCCAGUAUGGGCUCCGGCUCGUUGAAGUGCCCAUUGCUGAAGCAUGCGCCAUCAGCGACGUCAAUCCCUUCCGACGGCCGUACAUCAUCAAGCUGGCAGCUCCGCCACCGGAGCAAUCGCCGGUUACCUAUUUCGACCGGACCUCAUUCACUCCCGUGGCCCAACCAGGUCGGCACUUUUAUCAAAAGGCGAUCCUCCGCAAAUUCGACUUUGUUCUCGACGUGGAGGCAUCGUCCAAUUUUCCCACUAAUGUGGACGUGUCCUACUCCUGGGGCAAGCCCGACUUCCGGCACACGCAAUACAUCCAUCGGUCAGGGUCUCUUCUUGCGGAAAUUACUGAUGAGGGCCACUUUCUGCUCCUAGCCAACAGGCUUUACAGCAGCCGAGCGUUUGCAGCUCGGGAGAAGGAAAUGCAAAAGGAGCUCCGGGGGGAACAGCAGCAGCAGCAGCAGCAGCAGCAACAGCAACAACAAAAUCAGCCAGGCGCUGGCACCCCUGGCCUCAGCUCCUCGAUCCGUGUCAUUACGCCCGGGUCUUACACUCCGUAUAGCCUCCAAUCCCCGUUACCGCCCUACGACGCGUCCCCGGCGGCCUCACCGGCUUUGCGGCCCACCACCGCUGCCGUGUCAGCAGCAUCCGUGCCGUCUCUCCUCUCCCCCGUCGUCCGUCCAGCCCUGUCAUCCCAGGGUGGCACACCAAACAGCGCAGCAGGCACACCGGGUCUAGGUCAGGGCCAACUGCAUCCAAAGCCCCCCGCGCUAUCCACUGCCACUACAGCACCAUCAGUCGCAGGCUCAGCGUGGUCGACGUGGACGACACAAGAACCAGAAUGGAUCAAAGAUGAACUAGAUGCCUUUUGCCUUGACGCACAGGCUCUGGAGGCUUUUUAUCGCGAGCUCAAGACGGCAGCGCCUGCAACGACGAGCGCAGGCGGGGCGGCUAUGACGCCUGCUUUUGGCGCAACCACGGGCGCGGGUACGGCAGGGGUGGCGCCGCCGACCACGGGGCUAAACACGGUCUCGGUCUCGGCUUCGGCGGCUGUGCCGGAGGGAAACAUUCCGGUGCUGGGUCUGCCGCCCGGGGUACUGGCGGCCUCGAAUGCUGCGGCGGCUGUGGCCGCAGCUGCGAGUGUACCUAGGGUGGGCAGCCCUGGUGUUGGUGUCAGUGGUACCGGCAGUGGGAGUGUGGGUGGUGGUGCGGUUGGAACGGAUGGUAGCAACGCCGGCGGUUAUGCGGCGAGUCCUAGGACGGCAAGCCCCAGCCCCGCGUUCAUGUCAGCGAGUCAAUUGCUCCGGCGGGGCAGUAUACAGUAUGAGGGACUGUUGGGAGGGCUGUCGCUGAGUCGGCUGAGGGAGGGUGGGGACAAGGGGGAUAAGGCAGACAAGGUGGACAAGGGAGAUGACGAUGCGGGAGGUAAAUAG
Molecule: messenger RNA, 6018 nt
Organism: Dichotomopilus funicola
Lineage: Eukaryota; Fungi; Ascomycota; Sordariomycetes; Sordariales; Chaetomiaceae
Exons: 2
Coding region: 1-6018 (2005 amino acids)
Biological process (GO): intracellular signal transduction; positive regulation of autophagy; negative regulation of TORC1 signaling
Cellular component (GO): GATOR1 complex
Molecular function (GO): GTPase activator activity
Source: RefSeq, a predicted model, not a curated record